Molecule: messenger RNA, 396 nt
Organism: Funneliformis mosseae
Lineage: Eukaryota; Fungi; Glomeromycota; Glomeromycetes; Glomerales; Glomeraceae
Source: the annotation of a GenBank genome assembly
UUACUAUAUGAAGAAUGUAGAAUAAAUGCAGAAUUCUUUCAUGUUGUUAAAUGCGUUGAACCAAUAAAAACAAUGGUUAAUGAAGUAGAAGAACCUUAUAAUGAUAAUAGUGACACUGAACUAGAGUAUGCAGUUUGUCAAGUAGAAGUAAUAGUUGGAAAGAAAUGUGAAAAAACCUAUAAGGUUAGUAUAUCCACUAGUAAUUGCUCUGAACAUCUUGCAAAUAUUCAUGGGAUAACUAAAGAGCAAGAGGAAGCUGAUGUUGUAAGUGAUGCAAAUCGAAAUCAGAACAUUGUAAAAGCAUUUUCCAAAAAAACUCAUCAUCAAAAAUUACGUCAGCUUGAAUUAUGUCAAUAUUUUGCAGAUUGGAUUAUAUGUGGCUCUCAGCCACUUACU